AUGACCGUCCGCCUACGGCUCUCGAUGCACGGUCCAAAGCACAGCAAAAUAUUCCAUCUCGUUGCAGUCGACCAACGCAAGCGUCGAGACGCCAAGCCAAUCGAGCUGCUCGGUGUGUACAACCCGCGCGUGCUGGCCGAGUCGGGGGAGAAGAAGAUGGAGUGGGCGGUACAGAGGAUAAAGUACUGGCUCGACCAAGGCGGGGCUCAACCCUCUAAGCCUGUUGUACGGUUGCUAGAGAGGGGAGGAAUCAUCCCACCAGACUCCAAGUACCACAGGUCAAAGACUCUAUCCUCUGCUGCUCCACCACCACCGCAAACCGCUGCACCAGAAGCGCCCAAGCUGCCCGCUGUCAACGCCAGCCAGCCGACCAUCUCGCAUUAUAGCCCCGUAUUUGAGGCCACGUUCGCACAAAAUGCUCAUUCCGCACACGCAGCUUAG
Molecule: messenger RNA, 441 nt
Organism: Peniophora sp. CBMAI 1063
Lineage: Eukaryota; Fungi; Basidiomycota; Agaricomycetes; Russulales; Peniophoraceae
Source: the annotation of a GenBank genome assembly